GAGGGAGAGAGGGAGAGAAGGAAACGUUGUUCCUUCGGUUAUUGAAUUGAUAGAUCGCCAAAAACAAAACAUCCAAGAGCCAUAAGUGUAGUAGCCAUGGUUCUGAUGAAUAAUCUUCUGAUCAUACUUGUUUGUCUUUUUACCUUAGCUUCAGUAUCCACUGCGCUUCCACCACCACCACUAGUCCUGCCUAAUUGCUCAGAGAAAUGCGGAAAUGUUAUUAUUCCCUACCCAUUUGGCAUGAAAGAAGGAUGCUUCAGAAAUCCUGAUUAUAAUAUUACAUGCGAGAACGGCAUCACCAUCUUCAACUCCUAUGCCAAGAGUUCGGAUUAUUUUAACCGUCAAGUUCGUGAGAUCUCAUUAUCGGAAGCCGAUCUGGUAGUGGAGGGUGAAAAUUAUGCUUUUGAAUGCUUCGAUGAUAACGGAGAGACAAUAAAGCGGCAAAGGUACAGUUAUUAUCUUGGACAAUAUACGCCGUUCACGAUCUCAGCCACUCGCAACAAGCUCAUAGCCAUUGGAUGCGACACCUUUGCGUACUUAGAUUCAAAUUAUUUCGGAGCAAUUAAUUUUACAAGUGGAUGCAUAUCUCUGUGUGGUAGCGUGCGUAGUGUGGGAAAUGGGUCUUGCGAUGGAACUGGUUGUUGCCAGGCCUCAAUUCCUUCACGUGUCAAAGGUUUCUACCUCAAUCUUGAUAGCAAAUAUAAUCACACUAGGGAUAACAACGCCAAUCCAUGCGGCUUCGCUUUCGUGGGCGAUCCAAGUGGUUUCACUUUUGAUAAAUCAGAUCUUUCUGCUUUGAGCUACAAAAGAUCAAAGAUUCCAAUGGUGUUGGAUUGGGCAAUUGGGAAUCAGACAUGUGAAGAAGCACUUCAAAAUAAAACAUCUUAUGCUUGUGGUCCAAAUAGCUAUUGCUUUAAUUCAACAAAUGUCGCUGGCUACCUGUGCAAGUGCAAGGACGGUUUUGAAGGCAACCCUUAUCUCCCCAAAAUUGGAUGCCGAGACAUUGACGAGUGUGAGAACGUAGGCAAGAAUCAAUGCCACCUAAGUGGUAGUUGCAUUAACACCAUGGGAAGUUAUAAUUGCUCCUGUCCAAAAGGCUACAGUGGGGAUGGCUGGGUAAAUGGGAGUGGCUGUGCUAGAAUGCCGUAUACUUACAUAACCAUUAUUACAGGUGCAAGCGCAGGCUUUCUAGUUCUGCCUAUCUUUAUUUUGUUUUCGUUUUGGGCAUAUAAGGGAAUACGGAGAAAAAUAAAUUUUGAAAAUAAUGGAGGUAUUCUAAUGAGGCAACAAAUAAAUUUGAAUCAUGGGGACAAAAAAGGUUUCAAGCUUUUCACCAUAAAAGAGCUACAGAAGGCAACCAAUAACUUCCGUGAAAAAAUCAGAGAAGGAGAGUUUGAUGAAGUUUUCAGGGGAGAGUUACCAUCUGGUAAAGGAGAAGUUGCUAUUAGGAGACCCAAAAAGAUGUAUAAAGGCCAUAUUAUACGGUUUAUAGAUGAGGUUGAUAUUCUGUCUCAAACUAAUCAAGACAAUGUAGUAAAGCUCGCCGGUUGCUGCCUAGAUUUUAAGGAUCCAAUCUUAGUUUAUGAGUGUUUUUCCAGGAGGACCCUCUUCGACUAUAUCCAUGGGAAGAAUCAUGCAAAACCUCUUUCAUGGGAAGACCGUAUACGAAUUGCGACAGAAACGGCCAAAGGACUAGACUAUUUGCACUCUUUUCAUCAUUCAUUAUCUAUCUUUCACAUGAAUGUCAAGUCUUCUACUAUACUUAUAGAUGAUGAAAAGAAGGCUAAAGUAUCUGAUUUUGGAGCCUCAGGAUUUUUUCCAGUUGGACUAGAUGAAACUAAAAAAAAGGCAUCAAAUAGUGGGUACUUAGACCCAGAAUAUUGUGAUACAGGUUGUGAACUAAAUGAUAAAAGUGAUGUUUAUAGUUUUGGAGUUGUUCUAGCAGAGCUUUUGACUGGAGAAAAGAGAAUAAUUUCAUCAAAGGAAAAACUGGAAAUGUAUUUUAUAUCACCAGUGAAAGAUGGGAGACUUUUUGAUAAAAUCCGAAUUCAAAACGAUGGGAAGGAAGAACAGUUCAGGAAAAUUGUUGUGCUUGCAAUGAACUGCCUACAGGAUAAAAGGGAAGAUAGGCCAACAAUGAAGCAAGUUCUGAAGGAGCUUGAUUCUUUUAAAAAGCUUAGCUUUUUUGAGAAACCUUCAUUCCAACACAAUCAGAAGACUGAACAUCAUCGAGGUGAACCAUCCACAAGUUCUAACAUUGAUGCAGGGUUUGAAAUAGAUGAUGGUUGUUGAUUGUUUAACUGCUGAUGAUCUUUGCAAAAAUUACAAGGUGAGAGGGAAGAAGGUUGCUUCUCAACCGAUUGCAUUGAUGGAAGUGCUGAGGCAUGCUUAGUGAGUUAAGCACUUCAAGGUUAUCAUAUAUUUUGGAUGCUGGAGUAGUUGUGGUGCCUGUUUCUUAGUUUGUGGGAGUUUAGGAAUGUUGACUUAGGUUUUCUAUAAUAGUUGGUUUCUUUUGAAUCUAUCUUUAUUUUAUGGUGGUAUCUACUACAAAUUUAGUGUGGUCGACGGAUGUGCUUCAGUUUUUGUCUGAUGAUGCGAUGGGUAAGUUGCGAUUCAGAUUCUGUUAGUGGUUUGGUUAUUUUCUUAGCGUCUUGAAUCAUUUCCUAUUGAUGACAAUGCCGUAGGCGGGUGAUGGUUCUAGGAUUUGUGAUUGUUUCCAUGUAUUUUCUUUGAGUGUGGUUCCUUGUACAGUUUUUUCUCAUCUUUUUAAUAUACAUGACCUUUUAGUGAAAAAAAAUAAAUCCAUGUGUGAGAAUUAAUGUCAA
Molecule: messenger RNA, 2825 nt
Organism: Macadamia integrifolia
Lineage: Eukaryota; Viridiplantae; Streptophyta; Magnoliopsida; Proteales; Proteaceae
Product: wall-associated receptor kinase 2-like
Exons: 4
Coding region: 97-2292 (731 amino acids)
Biological process (GO): protein phosphorylation; cell surface receptor signaling pathway
Cellular component (GO): plasma membrane
Molecular function (GO): ATP binding; calcium ion binding; protein serine/threonine kinase activity
Source: RefSeq, a predicted model, not a curated record